AUAUCUUAAUUAACCAAACAAAAUUACAUAAUCAUUAUUAUGGGGUGCAUAAGCAUAAGCAUAAUCAUUUUCAUAAUACUAAUGAUAACACAAAUUAUGAUGAUGAGUUGCAAAGCUGGGAAUGUACCAGCAGUAAUUGUUUUUGGUGACUCUUCGGUUGAUUCUGGAAACAACAAUAAAAUUGCAACGGUUCUCAAAAGCAAUUUCAAACCCUACGGCCGUGACUUCGAAGGCGGCCGCCCGACCGGACGCUUCUGCAACGGUCGUGUUCCGCCUGAUUUCAUUGCCAAGGCUUUCGGCGUUAAGGACGCUAUACCAGCUUAUUUGGAUCGUGCUUAUACAAUUGAAGAUUUUAAGACUGGCGUUUGUUUUGCUUCUGCUGGAACUGGAUAUGAUAAUGCAACUUCUGCUGUACUAAAUGUGAUACCACUAUGGAAGGAAAUAGAAUUCUACAAGGAGUAUCAACAUAAAUUGAGAUACCAUGUUGGUGAAGAGAAGGCAAAUGAAAUCAUAACCGAAGCAUUAUAUCUAAUAAGCUUAGGAACAAAUGAUUUCCUUGAAAAUUAUUAUGUUUUACCAAAACGACAAUUCCAUUUCACCAUAUCACAAUAUCAAAAUUUUCUAGUUGGUAUUGCUGAGAAUUUCAUUAGAAAAUUGUAUACACUUGGUGCUAGGAAAUUAUCCAUAACUGGUCUUGUUCCUAUAGGGUGUCUUCCAUUAGAGAGGGCUACAAAUUUUUUUGGUGACUUUGGUUGCAAUGAAAAUUACAACAAAGUGGCUUUGCAAUUUAAUGCAAAGUUGGAGAAAAUGAUAUCAAAGUUAAAUAGGGAGCUCCCACAAUUGAAAGCCUUGUCAGCAAAUGCAUAUGACAUUAUCCAUGAUGUUAUUACAAGACCUUCCUUUUAUGGAUUUGAGGUGGUAGAGAAAGCAUGUUGUUCAACUGGAACAUUUGAGAUGAGUUACUUAUGCAGUGAGAAGAAUCCAUAUACAUGCAAAGAUGCAAACAAAUAUGUGUUUUGGGAUGCCUUUCAUCCUACUGAGAAGACUAAUCGCAUUGCCUCUAAUUUUUUAAUACCCAAACUUCUAGCAGCUUUUAAAUGAUUCAUCAAUUCUUUUUUUUUCCUUAGCUUUUAUGUAUAAUUACUUGUUUUUAUGCUAAACAAAAUUUAAUGCUA
Cicer arietinum (chickpea) is the source of this 1175-nucleotide messenger RNA. RefSeq names its product GDSL esterase/lipase At4g26790-like. Gene Ontology annotation, molecular function: hydrolase activity, acting on ester bonds. The record is from RefSeq and is a predicted model, not a curated record. NCBI's taxonomy places the organism in Eukaryota, Viridiplantae, Streptophyta, Magnoliopsida, Fabales, Fabaceae.